AUGUUUUUUGCCGGCAAAAUCGUAUCAAAGAAGCUGAUGAUCAAGCACAACAGAAGGAGAAGACGCUCAGGAGAUUACCAUUCAUCAACAUUUACAUUGUCUGGAGCUUUGCAAGAAGCGGUCGAUGAUGGAGCUGCACAAGCGCCGGAAAAGCAUCACGGAGUUCGAGUGCCGCUACUACAUUUACCAGAUCAUCCAGGCGUCAAGUAUCUGCACGACAACCGCAUUAUCCAUCGCGACUUGAAGCUAGGAAACCUGUUCUUGAACGAUAUGCUGCACGUGAAGAUUGGCGACUUUGGCUAG
Molecule: messenger RNA, 303 nt
Organism: Drosophila miranda
Lineage: Eukaryota; Metazoa; Arthropoda; Insecta; Diptera; Drosophilidae
Product: serine/threonine-protein kinase polo-like
Exons: 3
Coding region: 1-303 (100 amino acids)
Biological process (GO): protein phosphorylation; mitotic cell cycle; regulation of cytokinesis
Cellular component (GO): spindle pole; cytoplasm; centrosome
Molecular function (GO): protein kinase activity; ATP binding
Source: RefSeq, a predicted model, not a curated record